AGUCUUGACUCUUGAGAAAACCCAAAGCCUACUUUUCAGAGCGUGAUCCCGUGUUUGUUACUUUACCUUCCAAUAUAACUUCUUCCAAACGAGGCCUAACUUUGUCCACAGAAGGAAUUUUAAGCCUUGAGAAACCCCUGCUGUGCAUUGAAACACGGUCGUUUUACCAAACGGAGAAGCAAAACGACGUCGUCUGGCAGCCAAGAUUAGGGUUUAGAGGGGUGGAUUUUGCGGAGGACAUCGCUAAAGCCCUACCUGAAGAACUGAAAUGGGUCAAGUUGAAAGCAAUCAAAGCUCCGCGCCAAACAAUUCCCAAUCUCGGCCCUCAGAUUCCCUCGACGCUCUAAUUGCAGAAGCUGCAGCAUUUGGUGACGAUGAGAAUGAGUCCCUUGACGCUAAAGCUCAGAAAGCCCUAGAAUGCCCUUGCAUAGCUCAUCUACGGAGCGGUCCGUGUGGAACGCAAUUUUCGGAGGCUUUCGUCUGCUUCCUCAAAAGCUCUGCAGAAGAGAAGAACCUUCUAUCAAACCCCUGGUUGUGUUGGUACUCAUUAGCAAGUUGAACUGGUAUGAUCUAAUUAGCUCCAAAAGUAGCGUGAGUUUUGCAGGUAGUUUUUGCCCUGUGUUGCUGGAGUGGGCAAUUGCUUUUCAGAUGGAAGCAAACUGCUAUCUUUAUAAUUUUUUCUUUAUAAUCUCUUAAUUUUUUGAAGAGUUACUAAUGUGUCGUCAUUUUCCCUCUUUGUAGGGCUCGGAUUGUGUGCAUCCAUUUGUGGCUUUGCAGAACUGUAUCAAAGCUAACCCGAAUGCAUUUUCAAAGGACAUUUUGGAUGAUGAUGAUGAAGUCAAGAAAGAGGAAGAACCAACCCAAGAAUACAAAAUCAUCCCUCCCAUCUGGGCUGCAGAAAAAGGUCCAAAACAGAAACUUUGAGACAGAGCUUUCUUCUUCUUAUUCUGCCCUUUUUUUGAUAGGUUAUAGUUAUAUUUUGUAGAGAAUGUUAGCCUUUCACAUCGAAAGAUGAAAGGAAGAUUUAUGAAUAUUGAUUGGUCUAGGAGGAAUAAAAAAAGAAUAUUUGUUGGAUA
Vitis vinifera (wine grape) is the source of this 1076-nucleotide messenger RNA. Its product is annotated as mitochondrial intermembrane space import and assembly protein 40-like. The record is from RefSeq and is a predicted model, not a curated record. Lineage: Eukaryota; Viridiplantae; Streptophyta; Magnoliopsida; Vitales; Vitaceae. Gene Ontology annotation, molecular function: protein-disulfide reductase activity. Gene Ontology annotation, biological process: protein import into mitochondrial intermembrane space. Bases 269 to 559 code for a protein of 96 amino acids. Gene Ontology annotation, cellular component: mitochondrial intermembrane space. The transcript is spliced from 4 exons.